Molecule: messenger RNA, 721 nt
Organism: Dissoconium aciculare CBS 342.82
Lineage: Eukaryota; Fungi; Ascomycota; Dothideomycetes; Mycosphaerellales; Dissoconiaceae
Product: transcription elongation factor SPT4
Exons: 3
Coding region: 284-631 (115 amino acids)
Biological process (GO): regulation of transcription elongation by RNA polymerase II; chromatin organization; positive regulation of DNA-templated transcription, elongation
Cellular component (GO): DSIF complex; nucleus
Molecular function (GO): RNA polymerase II complex binding; zinc ion binding
Source: RefSeq, a predicted model, not a curated record
CCGUCACCUACCACAUCAUCUUUCACGGCUUGACGACGCCAUAUCCGACCUCUCACUUCAACGGGGAGAUAAAAACACGACGAAAGAACAGACAUCAUUCUUUACUAGAAACGAGAAAACUGCAAGUCGCAAUUUUCAUCACCCUCUCCCAUCGAUCAUCUCGCGUGCAAGAAACAACUACACCGGGUGCCUCCUCUUCGAACGCUCGCAACUCUCUCGACCUCUCAACAAAAGCCAAGGAAACCACCCAAGCAAGGCAAUCCAACCGAAAAUCAGACAAAAGAUGACGACCCGCUCCUCCCGCGCCUGCCUCGUCUGCAGCGUCGUCCUGCCCCAGGCCAAAUUCGUCCAGUCCGGCUGUCCGAACUGCGAGGAUUUCCUCGAGAUGCGCGGCAGCCAGGACGUCGUGCUGGACUGCACCAGCGAGGUCUUCGAGGGCGUCAUGUUCCUCACCACCCACGCCGCCAACGACAGCUGGGUCGCCAAGUGGCAGCGCCUGCAGGGCUACCUGCCGGGCCUGUACGCGGUCAAGGUCAAUGGGAUCCUCUCCGAGGAGUAUAUCGCCGCGGCCGAGAAUGCCGGCGUGAAAUAUAUCCCACGAGACGGCAGCGCGACGACGGAUGAUCAGUAGUGGCGAUGGAUUCGAAUAGGAAUCUGUGCGAACGUUGGAGGGAGAGGUGAUUCGGAGAGACUCGUCUUGUGUUUUUCAGCUAUUCAGCGG